CUUUCUCUCGUUCUGCCACAUUUUUAAUAUAUUUUCCUUUGUAUUUUACAAUGAAAAAUUACGAAUCUUCGGCGAUCGAUAGCCAAAAAAGAAAAGAAAAAUUUCAAACAAUUGUAGAUGUAACUGUGGGCUUUAAAAUGAGCAAAUAGCAAGCGUUAACUGUUUCUCACUGCCAUGCUAUAUAUCUACUAUAUAAAUAAGAGAGACACGUAAAAAGGAUCAACCGCGAAGAAGCGGUUCGUCCGUAAGCUAUUAGAUUUCUCAGUCAUCGAUAAUGAAGCAGAUUUAUGUUUGAGGAUAAUUUCAAAGGAAAAAAUUCCCUCGAUGAUAUUCAAUCGUUGUCGCUCGAACGUUCAAUGAUUUUCGUAUAGAAAAUCGAUCGUAUCAAUUACAAUCAUUUUACGAUCUUUUUAACAUUUGUUAUUUGAAGUUAACAAUUGCGCAGUAGAGAGAAGAGAAUCACGAAAUCAAUUUCACCGUCGUGCUAUUUUCAUUUCAUUGCGAUAAUUCCCCGCUAUUUUUCCCCUCUUCCUCGACCAUCCUGGAGCCGUACGAAAUCUACAAUCGUAAGUCGAAACACGCGCCUACGGAGGAGAGUGAAAUCAUGAGAACAUUUAACGAUCGUCGAUCAUCGUUCUCGUUUUCAAAAGGUCGCUUCUCGUUUUUAAAUCUUUAAAAGAAAUAUCCAAAAAAUCCCCUCUUAAUUUAUUCCGAAAGAAUUCUUUUAAAUGAUUUGGGAAAAGAAAAGGUCGAAACUAGAAUAAAAAUUUGUUCAUUUUUUCACUUCCUCCGAUCGACACGCGUCGAGUAUCGACGAGUUUCUCUAUACAAUUGGCACGAUCGGUCCGAGUCGUGAUCGCAAUUUUUUAUCGUACAAAACAACAAUAACAACAACAAUAACGACGACGAAGACGAACUAACGCACGCUUUAAGGUGUCGUCGUUGUAAGGUGUCAUCGAAAGGAAGCGAAAUGACGAGUAUCGUUACCAUAAUGAAUUUCGUCUCGUUUAAAGAUGUAUAAAAGUGAAGAGCAAGGAAUGAAAAAAACGAUAAGAGUAAAUGGUUCAAGGCUAGUCACUUUCUCGUGACUCGUCAAAACUCCAAAUGUUAAAAAGAUGAAGGAACCCGAAAACGGAUAUCACCUAAAUACCGAUUGCCGUCCGCGAUCUUCAACUUCUCAGAGAAAGCAAAACCCGUUUACUUACAUGAUCCAGUUCAAUGGACGUUCGAACGUAUCGACGAAUUUUAAAAUAAGAACGAAUAAAAAUAUUUUAAAGGUAAAUUAUUUUACCUUUAGAAAUUAUCGAUUUUCAAUGAUGCGAUCUAAACAAGAAUCACAAGAACAAUCAUCAAAGAUGCGUAGGCAAAAAACUUGUAUGAAAAAGAAAUUUCACGCAAAUCGAAUAACUAAUUAACUUUCUCCUUCUCUGAAGGGAGGAAGGAAGAAACUUGGAUGAAUCAGAAUAUAUGAUUUUGUAAUAGGUGAAGUUUACAGAGAUAGAGAGUAUUACCCUUUCCCAUGGAGAAAUCACGUGUUUAAACUAAACAUUGCAGUAGAAGAGUGGGAAAACGCAUCUAAACGCAUCUAUGGCUAGUUUCUCGCAUAACCAUGACAUUUGAAAGUUAAAGAUUCUUUAAAGAACCGGUUAGGCACUGUUCAAUCUCAUGAGAUCUCUAGUCAACAUUCUCAUUAUAUAGAGCCCUUCCUCUUACAUAAUAUCAUUUCUUUAGAUCGAUAUAAUCGAUCGCUUGGAUAAACAAUACGCAUACUCAUAAUCCAUCGAUCGUACAUGUAUGAGAUAAGUCGAAUGAGAAUUUCAAGAAAAGUGUUGGGAAAAAGAAAAAAGCAAAUAAAGAAAGAAGAACGAUCGUUUCCUCGUUAACGCGGAAAGUAAAAGAAAAGAGAAAAAAGACGUCGAGAUAAAACCAUUUAUAGGAUAAUACAAAAGAAAUGGACAAUUUCGAUCGCGUUACGAUCGAGAAAUCGUACUCGUGAAAACCGAUACAUUGAGAGAGCUCUCUCGUUAAAAAGUUUCACAAAACUAUUGGGGAAAAAUACUUGCCUUGUCUUUCGAGCGUUAAAGAAUACGAUAUGAUAAAAGAAGGAAGUAACGGAAGUGAAAGAAGAAAAGAUGGUAAAUUUAUAAUAAAUACGAACGAGUCGCAACAAGGGAAAGAUAAAAUUACUUUCACGAUGAUAAUAAUAAGCGAUACACGCGAUGUAAUAUUCGCGUGAGUUAGUUUCGUCUUUCGAAGUUUAUCUUGCACGGAUUCAUCGAUCCAUACCAAUGUGUUUGCCACAAAUUCUAAUUAUAAUCUUUCCUUUUACUACCCACGCGAUUUCAACGGUAGAAGCGACGAUCUUUCAAUGCGAUUUCCACUAUCUACUGCAUCUGCACUUCUCUAAGAAAAUGGUAAUAACGCUAUUUACAAUCUAAGCUCUAUCGUUUUGCGUCUCUCACAGACACACGCGCGCACACACUUACACGUACAUAUGUACAGGCACUUUUUCUUUCUCCAUUUACUUCUUAAUCUCUCUCCCCCCCCCUCUCUCUCUCUCUCUCUCUCUCUUUGUCUGUCAUAGAAAGGUACACGAACCGAGUAGAAAGUCGACGACGGGGAUAAAACCCUCGUUCGCCUAAAACGAUUCCUCGACAUUGUUUCGUCGACACAGUAUCGACGUUCCAAGAACACUCUCUUUAUUAUUCCGACAGGUGAAAAUCGUGAUUAGAAGUCUAAUCACCGAGCGGCCGCGACAUUGUAAAAUCGCUACGUAAAAAAGAAGUAAUUCAUUGAAAAAGAGAAUAUCAAUUAUCUAGGAUGAAAUUAUUCAUAUUCUUGAGAGGAUAGAUAAAUCGAUCUUGGAUUUCAAUUGUACGUCUUCGCCGAUUCGAUCUAAUCCGAUCGUCGAUUAAGUCUCAUAUAUUAGGUAGAAUCAAAUCGGCUUAUCCCGACUAGAAGAUACAAGGACCUAUCGUUCGAUAAUAGUGGCCUUUCGAUGCGAUUGAAAACAUCUCUUAGGAAGGAUUCAAUCGUGCAAGAAAUAACGGUACGACGCGAUCGAAGCCAGUGAAAUCUGUCCUAAUUCUUUCAUGCGGCCAUUUCGCUUUUUUCCUUCCUUCCGACUUAUCUAACAACUCGCUCAUUGUUAUCUCUCAUUUGACUUUAUUCUUGAAUUUCUUCGAGCAAAGAAAGAUCUACUAUUAUUUUCUAUAUGUACUUAACAAUGGGCAACCUUUCUAGAAUGCUUUAAUCGUUUCAUUCGUUUGCUCCAAACAAAAGGGGAGGACGAAUAGAGACACAAAUUUGUCUUUCCAACGGGAAAUUAAAAACAAAAAAAAAAGAAAAGAAGAAAAAGGUCCGUUCGAUUAAAUCGGACUCGAGAUUUGAGUUGAAUUUCAUUCGAUUGGCUUUCCUCUUUGCUCCGAUACCUUUCUCUCUCUCUCUCUCUUUCUUUUUUUUAUCUUCUUUCCUUUUUUUCAUCUCUCUAAGCAAAUCUUUCGGGCGAACCGUUACGAAUCCAAACCACAAUUCGUAGACAAAACAUCGUCUUCGAAACGAGAUUGCGAAUAAGGCAUAGUAAUCUUGGGUGGGAGACAAAACGCUCUCUCUCUCUCUCUCUCUCUCUCUCUCUUUCUUUCUUUCCCUCUUUGAGCUCAGCUGAUCAUUAAACCACCGUUGGUCAGUCAAACUUUCACGCUCCGCGAUAUUCGAACGUCUUCGGCUGGUCGUUCGUUCGCUCGGGCUAAUUUCUCGAGCCACGUUCGUUCGUGAAAUCGAUGCAAACAGGGCUUCACGAAAUAGGGACGUAUAAAAAUUUCCACGAAAGAACGAGUUGAAACGUGAAUCACAUUCUAAAGUAUAAAAAAGUGUUAGAACGAAUUCAGAGAGAGAGAGAGAGAGAGAGAGAGAUUAAUGAGAAGAAUCAAAAAAUUUUGCACAAAAUUUCUCGUUGUGGAGGAAAUCAGUGACAAAAAAUUUCUAAGAAAAGCAUGAAAAGAGAUUAUCAGACAAAAACGUAUGUUCUCUCGGGUCAUCGUAUUGUCACGGUGAACAAGAAGAAUCGUACCUGCACUUGAGAUGAGAAGCGUUAUUAGUGAAAGUCAGCGUGAGUAAAGAAUACGGGACAUCGUCGAGCUUCGUAGUUUAACAUUCGCCGAUCGAGAGAGGAAGAAGAGAACGAGAAAGGCAUAAAAUUUUUAUGUUUAUUCCGAUGAUCGAUCGAUCGAGAGCUUAUCGAUAAAAAAAAUUUCUCUCUCUCUCUCUCUCUCUCUCUCUCUCUCUUUCUAUUUCUUUAUCUCUCUUGCGAAGAGGCAAUAACGAGAUGAAGGAAGAAACAAAGUCCGAAUAUCGAACGUGAAUGAACGAAGAACACGGUAAGUUCCUAUACGAUCUCUUUGAACUCGGACAGAAGAAUCUUAUUUCGCUUGACCGAUCUCUCGUUCGGUGAAAGGAAGAAAGGAAGGAAGAGGCUGAACGAAAAAGAAAAGAAGAAAAAAAAAACAAAGAGAAAGAGAAAAAAGAAGAAACAGUUUCUUCCUCUAUGUUAUAUCGUUGACAUUGACAUUUACAUUUAAAUAUACUCUAGCUCUCGAUGUCUUAUAUACGACGUCUAUACGAAAAAGAUCAGAGAUGGAAACGUCGCGAACAAAGAGCAAGGCUAGAUGAAUGAAGAAAAUAACAUUAGUUCCGGCAUCGAUUCCUUUUAUCGGUAUAUCCUUUUACCGAUUCACCUUCAAUGGUUUUCACAGGCAAAUAUUAAAAUAACAAGAGCAGGUCUUUGAGAUCGUUUUAGAGACGGUUCUAGAGCAGACUAUGUCGAAUAUUUCGAAUAAGAAGAAGACGAGUUAGAAGAUCCAACGGAGUUUCUCUUGCGAGAUGAAGGUAGAAUCGACUCGAGAGUAAAACAUAAACGAUCCUAUAAUUGGUUACGAAAUUUUCUAGUGUUUUCAAAGUGAUAACGAUUGACGAUACGUUGGCAUACGUCGAAGACAAUGUAGAUAUAAUUAAAAAAAAAAAAAAAAAAAAAAAAAAAAAAAAAAAAAAAAAAAAAAAGAAAUACGCACGUGAUAAGUCAAAAAAAUCAAAGAUGAGAACGAUCCUUACGAUUUUAACGCUAUUUUGCGUUAUUCGAUUGGCCAAGAGUUACAACGUUUUACUAGCUACAAUGGGUGGUACAAAAUCGCAUACGAUACCGUUCGUUGCUCUUGGUAACGCUUUAAAAUCGCGAGGUCACAAUGUGACCUUAGCAAGCGCGUUCUCGGGUAUAGGAAUUAACAAUGGUCUUAAUGAAUUAGUCCCAACGAUUCUCGAAUCUUACGUAUACAAUUAUACCUCGGAGUGGGACUUGGUAGGUGCCAGAUUCCGCGACGAACUACCACUUUCGCCGUGGAACGCAAUGAGAUACGGUUGGGAAGCGUGCGAGGCUUUGUUACAGGACGACGUCUCGGUCACUGCUCUCAGAAAACCGGAUGGAAGUCAGUGUGAACGAUGGAACGUUGCUGUGGUCGACGGUGCUUAUCCGGAAUGUCUCCUGGCUAUCUUACACGAGGAAAGCGUACCUACGAUCAUGUUAAAUACGGUUGCUCUGUACAGUGGUUCGAUGACCCGCCAAGGAAAUCCGUCUCCUUGGUCGGUGACACCAUAUUUUGGGAAAGCCUUAACGCAAGACAUGAAUUUUCUACAAAGAGUAAUCAACGCCGCAUGCCUGAUCACUUUAGAAAUCAUGUAUUGGAUCAUGAUUACUGUUUAUCUACAGCCCACGCUUCGAAAGUACUUAGGAGAGCAAAUACCCGAUGUAAGAUAUCUGACCUCGGAAAUACCGUUGACUCUACAAAAUAGCCAUUACAGCGUAGCCGAUUCCAUGCCGUAUUUGGCGAACGUGGUAAAUGUGGCGUGUCUGCAUUGCAGACCAGCAAUGCAACUCAGUCCGGAUUUAGAUUUGUUUUUACGUCGAGGUUUCAUCUUCGUCUCGAUGGGUUCAUCCGUGAGAGCUUCCGGAAUGCCUACAGCCUUACGUGAAAUUUUUGUAGCGGUCUUCGCUACGUUACCUUACAACGUCAUAUGGAAAUGGGAAGGAGGAAAAAUAAAAGAUCUUCCGGUGAACGUAAAAACGGCAGGUUGGUGGCCUCAACAAGAACUUCUUGGACAUUCGAAACUUCGAGCUUUCGUUUCGCACGGUGGUCUUUUGUCUUUGCACGAAGCAGCUUUUCACGGCUCACCGACUUUGGUACUACCUGUUUUCUGUGAUCACGAUGGAAACGCGGCUCAAGCCGAAAAAUUAGGCUACGCUUUAGUGAUGGAUUUGGCCAAAUUAUCGAUAGGAAGCCUUCGCGAGGGAAUCCUUAAAGUUGGAGCACUGCGAAACAAUACAUACAGGAGAGCCGCGAAAAAACAAAGCAUUUUAUUACGAGAUCUUCCGAUAGGUCCCCAAGAACUUGCCACGUGGUGGGUCGAACACGUUGCGAGAUACGGCGAAGCCGAUCACCUCAAGAGUACAACGAGACGCAUGGGCGUAAUACGUUAUUAUUCUUUGGACGUUGGCGCGUUUUACGCGAUAAUCAUCAUGGCGCUGAUCUACGGAUUAAAACGUUUGUGCUGGAGACCGAUAACAAAGCAGAGAAUUUUCAAAAAAAAGAUCGACUGAUUUCGCACAAUAGACCUUUACGUAAAUCCAUCUUUUCCAUCUUUUAUGCUUCAAGUACCUUUAAUUUUAUCAUCUUAGAUUUAUACUUAGAUUUUUGUAAUCGUAUUUAAAAAAAAGAAAAAAAAAGAAAAAAAUAAGAAAGAACGAGGGAGUAGGAACGAAUAAAGUACGUUCGAUC
Molecule: messenger RNA, 6824 nt
Organism: Vespa crabro (European hornet)
Lineage: Eukaryota; Metazoa; Arthropoda; Insecta; Hymenoptera; Vespidae
Gene: Ugt50B3
Product: UDP-glucosyltransferase 2-like
Exons: 6
Coding region: 5090-6646 (518 amino acids)
Molecular function (GO): UDP-glycosyltransferase activity
Source: RefSeq, a predicted model, not a curated record